AUGGAGCAUUUAACAGACCUCAACGAUUGGAUAGACAAGCGAAGCCAAUUCAACGACAUCUGCCUGCCCCAGAUUUACUUCGGAUCAGAAACGAAGAUACUGGAAACCCAACUCCAUGUAUUCAGCGACGCCUCCGAACUUGCCUUAGCAUCAGUUGCUUACCUCAGAAUCAGAUACGACGACGACACAACGGAACUCAAGUUCGUCAUUGGAAAAGCCCAAGUAGCACCCAUCAGCAGAAUUCCAAAUCUCGAGCUUCAAGCCGCCACUAACGGAGCAAAACUGUCUCGUUUCAUCAAAGAACAACAUGACAUACGAAUCGACAGUACGACACUAUGGACAGAUAGUACAACAGUUCUUCAUUGGAUAAACUCGCCGAAUCAACGACACCGGAUCUUCAUUUCCAACCGCCUGAAUUUCAUCAUGGACUCAACAUCUUCACUGGACUGGAGAUACGUGCCCAGCAAAGACAACCCUGCAGACGACGGAACACGUGGUUACAAAACUUGA
Molecule: messenger RNA, 510 nt
Organism: Symsagittifera roscoffensis
Lineage: Eukaryota; Metazoa; Xenacoelomorpha; Acoela; Convolutidae
Exons: 1
Coding region: 1-510 (169 amino acids)
Source: RefSeq, a predicted model, not a curated record